AUGUCGUUCCUCCUAAGCUGCUUUGCUAUUCUUGGGCACUUUGUGGUCGCUAUUGCUCAUGAUGACUCUUGCGACGCUUCUUUAUUGCAGCUGCAGGAGAAACUGGACAGAAGCCAGCUGAAUUUCAGCGACAACCCUUAUAUUCUGCAUUUCCGAAAAGCGGAGACGGCAGGACAAAAGAAGACAUCACAAGCAGAGCUGCCAAUUGUGAUGAUGCAUGGCAUGGGCGACUACGGCAGCAACCCAGCGGGCAUGGUACCUAUGCAAAACAUGCUGGCCGGCAUAGCCAACACCUACGUGCACAGCGUUGAGCUUUGCUCGAAUCCUGAUCAGUUGUCACACUGUUCUGAUGACGACCAACAGAACGGCUUUUUCAUGACCAUGGAGAAGCAAGUAGAUCAAUUUGCUCGAGUUGUGCGAGCAGAUUCCGAGUUGUAUCGUGGAUUCAACGCUCUAGGAUUCUCACAGGGCAACACCGUCAUCCGGGGCUACAUCCACAAGUACAAUGAUCCACCUGUGAACACCUUCCUGUCUAUACAUGGUGUUUUGAUGGGUGUGAAUGGGGUGCCAGACUGUCCAUUGACAUCUGGGCUCUGUCGCCUUUUGACAUCGAUCAUCUCACAUGUGGGUAUAUAUUCUUCGUUUGUGCAAGAUCAUUUGGCACAGGCCAACUAUUUCCGGGACGCUGCCAAUUUGAAGGCAUACAGAGCUUCAUGUCAUUUCCUGCCAUUCAUCAACAAUGAGAUUCAGGGGCCAGGGAACCAGAAUUCAGUCCACAAAAGCAACUUUGAGUCGCUUCAGAAACUGGUGCUUGUCAUGGCGCAAAAUGACAGCAUGGUGCACCCAAAGGAGAGUGAGCACUUUGGCUACUUCAAGGAUGGCUCUCGCACUGAGCUGGUGACUAUGCGUGAUGCACCUUGGUACAAAGAUGACUGGUUCGGAUUGAAGAGCUUGGACGAGGCAAAGAAGAUCGACUUUUAUUCCACGCCAGGUGAUCACCUUCGUUUCAGUAAGGAGUUUCUCCAUGAACUGGUUGCGCGCUACUUUGCGUCGAACAAGCCGCCAUAG
Messenger RNA from Cladocopium goreaui, 1068 nucleotides. The record is from the annotation of a GenBank genome assembly. NCBI's taxonomy places the organism in Eukaryota, Dinophyceae, Suessiales, Symbiodiniaceae.